CCUCUUCCCCCUCGACACCCUCAAAACCCGCCUCCAAUCCCACCAAGGCUUCUUCGCCGCCGGCGGGUUCCGCGGCAUCUACCGCGGCGUCGGUUCCGCGCUCGUCGGUUCCGCCCCCGGCGCCGCCUUCUUCUUCUGCACCUACGAAGCCACCAAGUCCUUCCUCCUCCACCAAGAGCAUACCACAACCACAACAACAACAACAACACCACCAAGCAGAAGAACCCAAGCCCUCACCCACAUGCUCGCCGCCUCAGCAGGAGAAAUCGCCGCCUGUGCCAUCCGCGUCCCAACAGAAGUAGUCAAGCAACGCGCCCAAGCGGGCCAGUUCGGCGGGUCCUCGGCCGCGUCGCUGCUGCAUAUCCUGCGGCAGCGCAGAGACAUUGGGGUGGUGGGCGUGUGGCGGGAGCUGUAUCGCGGGUGGAGCAUUACAGUGAUGCGGGAGGUGCCGUUUACGAUUCUGCAGUUCCCUCUGUGGGAGGGGUUGAAGGCUUGGGGACGAGAGAGGAAGGCUCGGUUGGGGAGGGGGUUGUUUGGGGAUGUUGGUGCGGCGGAGUCGGCGUUGUAUGGGAGUAUAUCGGGGGGUGCAGCGGCGGCUGUGACGACGCCGUUGGAUGUGAUCAAGACGCGGGUGAUGUUGAGCGCGCAGCGGGAGAGUAUCGCUAGCGUUGUGCGGUCGAUAUGGCACCAGCACGGGAUACGGCCGUUCUUUGCGGGCAUCGGGCCCCGGGUGAUGUGGAUCAGUGCUGGGGGUGCCAUCUUCCUAGGCAGUUACCAAUGGGCGGUCAACGCGCUAGAGAGGAGCACGCUUGUAAUAUGA
Messenger RNA from Dichotomopilus funicola, 820 nucleotides. Its product is annotated as mitochondrial carrier domain-containing protein. Gene Ontology annotation, cellular component: mitochondrial inner membrane. NCBI's taxonomy places the organism in Eukaryota, Fungi, Ascomycota, Sordariomycetes, Sordariales, Chaetomiaceae. Gene Ontology annotation, molecular function: S-adenosyl-L-methionine transmembrane transporter activity. The annotation marks the transcript as partial. The record is from RefSeq and is a predicted model, not a curated record. The transcript has 2 exons.